AUCCCUUCUCCUCAUUUCGAGAGAAUCUCAUUGUCUUGAGUCCCUACUAUGGCUCCUACUAUGUUUCUUCUGCUGUUAGCUUUGUGUGCAGUGAGUUUUAAUCAGAAAUUUGCUCACUCUGAGGGAGCGAGCCAGGCUCAGCGUGUCUCUGGCAAGCAGCGUGGCGAGGCGUGUGUGUGUCCCUUCAACUCCAGCGCGUGGGUCUUCCCCACCCUCAAGUACGAGAGGGUGCAGCGGACCGUGGAGGGCUGUGAGGAAGCCAUAGAGAACCAAGAGAACCAGGUGAUGCUGUCCAGCGAACGUCUCCCCCAGAUGCAGGCUCUGCUUCAGAACCUGAGCGCCCGUCUGGAGCCCUACCUCUACCUGAGGAAGGCAGGCCUGCACUCGGCCCUGUGGCUGUCCACGCUGGGCCAGGAGCUGAAGAAGCUAGAGGGGGACAUUAGCCUUCUCCACAGCCAGGGAGAGAGCAAGGAAACAAAGACACUGUCUGCGGAGACAAGACAACUACGGAUAGAUGUGGAGAAAAUGUACCAUUUUGACACCAUAAACAUGAAGACAAUCAAAGAGAAGCUGAGGUAUCUGAAGAACCGUGCCGAGUCUUGUAGGUCAUUCCCCAAGGAUUUCCAUGGCAAAUAUUCGCAUUGCACCACCAAGGGCCUGAUAAGCAACAUCAGCAGCCCAGUAGUGACCAAGAUCAGCCCUUUUGGCAAGAGCCUCAUAUCGGGCUCCUGGGGGAAACAGGCCGGGCAGGGCGGCUCCAGGGACAGCGACAGCUACUGGGUUCAACCCCUGGCCAGCGCCAACAACUGGGGCAACACCUUGCGUCUUUACCCCUCCUAUGAGAAGUUCAUGGCCUCCGCCGGACACCGCGACGUGACCUUCGCUCCGACCAUCUCCCACAAGGACGCCAACGAGGGCCCCAACGGCGUGCUCUACGGGGACGCCUUCUACUACCACUGCUACCGCACCGCUGACGUCUGCCGCUACAACCUCACCAGCGGCACCGUGGCGCGGGUCACGCUGCCCGGCGACGUGGGCUUCAACAACAAGUUCCCGUACUGCUACUACGACUGCCGCCCCUACAGCGACGUGGACCUGGAGGCGGACGAGACGGGCGUGUGGGCCCUCUACGCCACGAUGGGCAGCCACGGCAACCUGGUGGUGAGCCGGCUGCAGUGGGACGGCGCGGCGCUCAACGUCACGCACACGUGGGAGACGCACGUGUUCAAGAAGGCGGUGAGCAACGCGUUCAUGGCGUGCGGCGUGCUGUACGCCACGCGCUACGCCGACGAGUCCAAAGAGGAGGUCUUCUACGCCUUCGACACGGGCACGGGCGCGGAGGACCACGCGCUGGCGCUGCCGCUGGAGAAGGUGGCCAAGGGGGCCGCCAGCGUGAGCUACAACCCCGUCGACAGGCAGAUCUACAUGUACAACGACGGAUACCUACUGGCCUACCAGGCCGUGUUCUGAUAGCACGUCUCUUGGUGUCCUCGGUGAACAGUGUGGUUGUAUGAUGUGUUACAUCGUUGGGAGUUUUGGCGAAAUGAAAGUGAAUUUUUAUACACACAUAAAAAGUAUUUGAUUGGUGCAUUUUUAAUUCCUCAAUGACGUGUCAAUAAAGACAUUUAUUUGCAAGCAAACAAAUAAAUCUAAAUCUAAAAUGCUUACGUGUA
Messenger RNA from Gadus chalcogrammus (walleye pollock), 1673 nucleotides. Its product is annotated as olfactomedin-like. Gene Ontology annotation, biological process: signal transduction. The transcript has 5 exons. Bases 49 to 1470 code for a protein of 473 amino acids. Lineage: Eukaryota; Metazoa; Chordata; Actinopteri; Gadiformes; Gadidae. The record is from RefSeq and is a predicted model, not a curated record.